AUGCCAGAUUCUUUCUCACGGAGAAGUAACAAACAAGAAGAUAGCAAGAAUCCAGCCCAACUCGAAUGCAUCGUUUGUGGAGAAUCUCAAGAUUUUCAACAAAUGGCUAAAUUUCCUUGCGAUUGUGUAUAUUGCAGCGCAUGCCUCCAAAGCCGGGUCACUAGAGCGACAGAGACCGAGUCCAUGUUUCCUGUCAAAUGCUGCCGGAAUAAUAUCAAUCUCACGCCCUUGUAUCACUUAUUGUCUGCAGAUAUCAUUCGCGACUAUGAAGUCAAGAAAAUCGAAUACGAAACCGUAGAUCGUACUUAUUGCGCCAACAAAGUGUGCUCUGCAUUUAUCGUCAAGGGAAAUACCAAAGGACAUCAAGCUUUUUGUUCCAAGUCGCCGUGCAAUACGAUCACAUGCAUACAGUGUAAGAGCGAAUGGCAUGAUGGAGAAUGUCCUCGGGAUCAGAAUCAAGAGCUCGUUCUUGCCGAAGCUCAGAAAAGAGGCUAG
Molecule: messenger RNA, 495 nt
Organism: Botrytis porri
Lineage: Eukaryota; Fungi; Ascomycota; Leotiomycetes; Helotiales; Sclerotiniaceae
Exons: 2
Coding region: 1-495 (164 amino acids)
Molecular function (GO): zinc ion binding
Source: RefSeq, a predicted model, not a curated record